AUGUUGCUCCUUGACCUACCUCAUGAACUGCUUCUCAACAUUUGGGAUACCUUGGACACGACUAGUGACAUGAACGCUCUUGUGCGAACAUGCCAUUAUUGUUAUGACAACCUCAACCCACUCCUUUACCGAUACAUCAUCCAUCACUUAGACCAAUGUGACGCUUUCGAAUGGGCCGCUGAGCAUGGCCCGGUAGAGACAUUACACAAACUAUUAAACACCAGCAUUAACGCUUCCAAUUGGGACGGGCUGUCUCCACUCGAUCCAGCAGCAAGACAUGGACGGGCGGAUAUCCUACAUGUGCUUAUCGAAUACGGCUUUAGCCCCAAUACGUAUGACAGUUGCGUACGAACGCCUCUGCACCAUGCAGCUACUUAUGGCUAUCCGGAAUGUGCUCGGAUUCUGUUGGAGGCAGGGGCAGACUUGAACUCCAUCGAUGACAAAGAGUAUACUCCUUCAUCUCUGGCGGUUUUCAAUGGCCAUGCCGAUGUUCUUGCUUUGUUGCUUGAUAGGGGAGCUUCAAUAGACAUCAAGUUGAUCGAAGACGACACUCCACUACGUUUAGCUGCGCGAAUGGGGUUUGAAGAGCUGGUGGCCCUUCUCUUGGAGAGAAAUGCCGCGGUCGAUGGCGUGAGGAAUGGAAUGCCUGGAUCUCCACUAAUAUGGGCAGCUCGGGCCGGUCACUUGGAGAUAGUCAGACAGUUGCUGGAUGCUGGUGCUGACCCCAAUUUCUUUCAUUUUGGCCAAGCCCCCCUUCACUGGGCUGCGCAUAUGGGCCAUGAGCCUGUCGUGGCUCUUCUACUCGAGAGAGGCGCUACUGCUGACCUGUCCGACAUCCAUGGAAAUACGCCGUUAUGUCGAGCAUGUUAUUCACUCUCCAUGAAUGAACGAGUCGUGGAGCUGCUUUUGAAAGAGAAUGUGAACGUGGACAAGAAAAAUGAUGACGGUAAAACGCCGCUUUCGAUUGCCGCGUGUCGGGGUUUCUCGAAAGCUGUCUGUUAUCUUCUGAGACAGGGGGCCGAUCCUAAUUUAAUCGACAAUGAUGGCUUGAGUCCUCUUUUCAUCGCGGCACAUUAUGGUCACGCUCAAACUGUCCUCGAUUUGCUCGACGGCUAUGCCCCACCAACAGCAUCCACCAAUAAUUGUGGCACGCCUUAUGGAGAGAAAACCCCUGGAUGGGAGAAGUACAUUGAUGCCACUGACCCUUUAAAUCGCACCCCGUUAUUCCUUGCGACUCUGUAUGGGCACGAGGAAGUCGUGCGCGUCCUGUUGAGUAGAGGAAGCUCUGCGAUGAAUCAUGCAACCAGUGCAGGCAGGACCGCACUUUCUGUUGCCCAAGACCAAAGUAAUAAUCCGACAAACUCCGAUAGAGAGCGCAUGAACUCAAUAUUGGCAUGCCUUCGUGACCCGUCCCAUAUCGAUGUGGAUCUUGAUAACCUCGAAGGCUUGUCAAAGGCGGCAGAAGGGGACAACGGUGGGGAGGUGGUUUGUGAUAGUUGCUCUCUUGCGAUUUCCGUGUAUGACACGCAUUAUCACUGUGCCUUUUGCAACGAUGAUGACUAUGAUAUUUGCUUGGAAUGCGUUGCCGUCGGCGCAACAUGCUACGAUCCCACGCAUGAUUUACGCCAUUUAAGAAUGGUGGACGGCAGCUGGACUGCUGUCACUGAGAACUCUACUGAACAGCAAACCUUUGAAAUUCCGAUUAGGUAG
Penicillium cataractarum is the source of this 1710-nucleotide messenger RNA. RefSeq lists its product as uncharacterized. The coding region runs from base 1 to 1710 and encodes 569 amino acids. Gene Ontology annotation, molecular function: protein binding. The record is from RefSeq and is a predicted model, not a curated record. The transcript has a single exon. NCBI's taxonomy places the organism in Eukaryota, Fungi, Ascomycota, Eurotiomycetes, Eurotiales, Aspergillaceae.